AGAAUGGCGGUGAUAUGAACAAUUCCUAAAUUCAAAGUACUAAAAAACCAAUGAAAAUGGCGCCACAAUUUCUAAAUACUUAAGCAACGCUUUGUUUUCUCUCAUUCUUCCCUCAAACAUUUCCCACUUCUCACUAUUCAACUCAUCCUUCUUUCCCCAAUCACUCAAAUUUUUCUUGAUUUUUCUCAGAGAUAGCACAGAAAUUACAAUAAUGGAGGUGAGGACAGUGACGCCAGAUGCAAUAUCAAAGAUAAUUGCAAACCCUUCUCCAGAUUUUUCUGUUGAGCGUCCUGAUCUUGUUGUUCAAGUUCUUGAUUUGAAGUCUGUUGGCAACCGAUUUAUGCUGACUGCCUCCGAUGGGAAGCAAAAGAUUAAAGGAAUUCUGCAGUCAAGCUUUUCAGACAUGGUUUCUUCCGGGUCAAUUCAGAAUUUGGGUCUUAUUCGAAUUCUUGAAUACACACUCAAUGACAUUCCAAACAAACCAGAAAAGUAUUUGCUCAUAACUAAGUGUGAGGCUGUGUCGCCUGCCCUUGAGGCAGAGGUGAAAUCUGAGGAUUCUGGUGUUGUUUUAAAGCCACACCAAGAUGUUGUGAAAGCUGAAUCCAAUAGUGAAGUUUCUGGUUUAGUGCUUAAACCCAAGCAGGAAAUUGUUGCGAAAUCAGCUGCACAGAUCAUUCAUGAGCAAAGAGGAAAUGAGGCACCAGCUGCAAGAAUGGCAAUGACCAGGAGAGUUCUCCCUUUAGCUUCUUUAAACCCUUACCAAGGGAAUUGGACCAUUAAGGUUCGAGUUACCAGCAAGGGGAACUUAAGAAGCUUUAGGAAUGCAAGAGGAGAGGGAAAUGUCUUCAAUGUUGAGUUAACCGAUGAAGAUGGUACUCAAAUACAAGCAACAAUGUUCAAUGAAGCUGCUAGGAUGUUCUUUGACAAGUUUCAAGUCGGGAAAGUUUUCUACAUUUCAAAGGGAUUUCUGAAAGUGGCAAAUAAACAGUAUAAGACUGUACAAAAUGACUAUGAAAUGACCCUCAAUGAGAAUUCUGUAGUUGAGGAAGCUAGUGAUGAAGGGGUAUUUAUCCCUGAAACAAAGUUCAAUUUUGUCCCAAUUGAUCAGUUGGGCUUAUAUGUGAAUGGAAAGGAAUUUGUAGAUGUCAUUGGAGUCGUUAAAAAUGUGUCUGAGACAAUGAGUAUCAGGAGGAAAAUCAAUAAUGAGAUGAUUCCAAGGCGCAAUAUCACUAUUGCUGAUGAAUCGAAGAAAACUGUGGUAGUUUCUUUAUGGAAUGAGCAUGCUACAACACUUGGCCAAGAAUUGUUGGAUAUGGCUGAUAAAUCCCCUGUUAUUGCCAUUAAAACUGUCAAAGUUGGAGACUUCCAGGGUGUGUCACUGUCAGCAAUAAGCAAAUCCAUUGCUAAAAUCAAUCCUGAUAUACCCGAAUCAAAAAAGUUGAAGUCGUGGUAUGAAUCAGAAGGUAAAGAAGCCUCGAUGGCUUCAGUGGGUGCUGGUAUGACCCCUUCUAAUAGCGGAGGGCGAUCAAUGUAUACCGAUAGAGUCUCCAUUUCACAUAUCACAAGCAGCCCAUCUCUUGGUGAAGAUAAGCCUGUGUUUUUCAACAUAAAAGCUUGUAUAAGCUUGAUUAAGGCUGAUCAGGCUUUGUGGUAUCGUGCCUGUAAGACGUGCAACAAGAAGGUGACUGAAGCUAUUGGAUCUGGGUACUGGUGUGAAGGGUGCCAGAAGAAUGAAGCAGAAUGCAACUUAAGAUACGUGUUGAACGCAAAAAUAUCAGAUGCAAGUGGUGAAGCAUGGGUUUCAACCUUCAAUGAACAAGCAGAGAAACUUAUCGGCUGCUCUGCUGAUGAGCUUGACAAAUUAAAAUCACAGGACGGAGAAGAAAAUCUAUACCAAAUGAAACUAAAGGAAGCUGCAUGGGUACCUCAUAUCUUCAGAGUAAGCGUUUCUCAACAAGAGUACAUGAACGAGAAAAGACAAAGGAUAACUGUUAGGGCUGUUGCACAGCUUGAUUGUGCAGCUGAAACAAGUUAUCUGCUGGCUGAGAUUGCAAAAAUGAAAGUCUCUCAGUAAUUAACUUAUGUGAACAUUAGAAGUAACCAGUAGGCAGUAGAUUAUGUUAAGAGUUCAUUUGCUGGGGGUAGGAUUUGAUCUUUUUGUGAAUCUGAUACAAUUAUCCAAUCAAACUGAAGUAUUUGCGUUUAUUGUAAUACUCAUAUAUUAGUAUGCAUUACAAAAUUCAGCAACUUAUGCUGAUCUUGCAAUUAUAGGUCAUAAUUAAUCUUUUAUU
Amaranthus tricolor (Joseph's coat) is the source of this 2291-nucleotide messenger RNA. Its product is annotated as replication protein A 70 kDa DNA-binding subunit B. The record is from RefSeq and is a predicted model, not a curated record. Gene Ontology annotation, molecular function: damaged DNA binding; single-stranded telomeric DNA binding. Lineage: Eukaryota; Viridiplantae; Streptophyta; Magnoliopsida; Caryophyllales; Amaranthaceae. Bases 212 to 2074 code for a protein of 620 amino acids. The transcript is spliced from 11 exons. Gene Ontology annotation, cellular component: nucleus; DNA replication factor A complex. Gene Ontology annotation, biological process: telomere maintenance via telomerase; DNA replication; nucleotide-excision repair.